Messenger RNA from Eucalyptus grandis, 2322 nucleotides. RefSeq names its product zinc finger protein ZAT4. Lineage: Eukaryota; Viridiplantae; Streptophyta; Magnoliopsida; Myrtales; Myrtaceae. The transcript has a single exon. The record is from RefSeq and is a predicted model, not a curated record. The coding region runs from base 613 to 2121 and encodes 502 amino acids.
AACCAACUCCCUCACUCAACUCAAACUCAACUCGAACUCACUCCCUCGUCACUUAUCCCAUUUUUAGUUCUUUUGACUGGGGACAAGCGGUCCGCCGCAAACCCCGCUCCCCUACCCCCGGGAACAGCUUGUCCUUACGCCUCCGUUUGCGGCGGCGCCACCUCCAGCAACACCCCCUCCACGGUCGUGGAAAAAGUCUCCACCACCACCCCCUCCUCCCCUCGCCCUCCUCCACUUGUCACCACCACCAACUCCCCUCUUCCCCCAGCACAACCUCGUUUCUCUCCAUCGUUUCUCGUUCCCUCUCUCUCUGUCCACACAACCACAACUAAAAACUAGGACUGGCGUUGCUUCACCAUACAACCUCACAACCACUUUCACUAUACAAAGAACAAACUCCAACCCAUCUUUUCCUUUGUCUCAAUCUUAACCACAGAAAAAAGCCCUCCCUUUCCAUCUCUUUCCAGCACACACCUCCAUCCUCAUCCUCGUCAUCUUCUUCAUCAUCACCCUUCUUCUGCUCUUAGGUUUCGCUUCUUCUUUUCUUCUUCUCCUUCGCCUCCUUUUUCUUUUUGGUUUGCAUCUUUACUUAGGAUUGAUCGGGUUCUCCUGAUGGCAUUGAUUGUCGACCAACAACUGAAUUUCAAGCACUUUUGCAAGAUCUGCAAGAAGGGUUUCAUGUGCGGAAGGGCCCUCGGAGGGCACAUGAGGGCCCACGGGAUCGGCGACGAGGGCGGGCACACAGACGACGAGGACCCCGGGAGCAACUGGGAGGACAAGAACAUCGGGGACAACGUGCCUCCCAGCAGCAAGCGCAUGUAUGGGCUGCGGGCCAACCCUAAUCGGCUCAAGAGCUGCCGGGCGUGCGAGAACUGCGGUAAGGAGUUCUCCUCUUGGAAGUCGUUCCUUGAGCACGGUAAGUGCGGGGCGGGCUCAGAGGAUGUCGGCGACUCGUACUCGUCAUCCCCAGAAUCCGAGGACGAGGAGGAUGGCGUCUCAAGGAGGCGGGGGUGCAAGUGGUCUAAAAGAAAAAGGUCCUUGAGAGUGAAGGUUGAUAAUGCUAAUUCCAAUUGCCCGUCAAGUGAAGAGGAAGACCUAGCAAAUUGCCUAAUGAUGUUGUCUAAUGGCAUGGUGGAUCCAUCUUCGGCAGAGCCAGAGGAGUCGUGUGCAUCGGCGAGCAAGGACGAGGAGCGCCGGAGGCCGAUAAGUUUCAUUGCUCCUCUCGCCUUCAGAUCACCACCCACCACGGACAAGGCCAAAGGGGUGAUCCCCAAUAAAGGCCAGGGCCUUUUUGAGUGCAAAGCAUGCAAGAAAGUGUUUAAUUCCCACCAAGCAUUGGGAGGCCAUAGAGCAAGCCACAAGAAGGUCAAGGGGUGCUUCGCCGCGAGGGUCGACCACGCGUACGACUGGGUACCCGACGAGGACGCCAUCACACAAGACGAGUUCUUCAUGACGAAGUCCAUGGCAUCGAAUUCGCCAUUCGACCAUGGCCUCAGCUCCUCGCUGCCGUCCACCUCAAAGAGGAAGUCGAAGGUGCACGAGUGCUCGAUAUGUCACCGGGUCUUCUCUUCGGGCCAGGCGCUGGGUGGGCACAAGAGAUGCCACUGGAUAACGUCGAACCCCGCAGACGCACCGGCGCUCGCGAAGUUGCAACACCUGCAUGAACAGAUGGAGCAAAUCCAGCAGAUGCCCGGCAAGUUCAUCGACCCUGACGACCCACUCAACCUGAAACUCGACCUGAACCUCCCGGCACCAUCUGAUGACCUCCGGCGCGACCCGAUGCACAGCCCCACCACCCGGUUCGCUCGAGUGUCCGCAGAGAUGUACUUGCAGUCAUGGCUGGGGCUGCAUCCUAAAGAGAGCGAACAUAAUAAUCAGCACAUGGAAGAGAAUGACUUCAACAGCAACAAGAAUGAUAAUGAAAAGAAUAAUAACAUGGACAAUAAUUACAAUGAUGAUAGUAACAUCGCAACAACUCACAGUGCAGUCGACGAUGAAGCAGAGAGUAAGGUGAAGCUUGCAAAGUUGAGCGAACUCAAGGAUGUGAACAUGAGUGGAGGGUCUUCUUCAUGGUUGCAGGUGGGGAUUGGUUCAACAACUGCCGAAGAAGCAACAAAGUGAGGAUUCUUUUUUUUUUCUUUAGCCCUCCAUUUAUUUAUGAUCUUGAUUUCUUACCCUCCAUUUUUUUUUUAUGUAAGUAAGAGAAGUUCAAAUUUACAAGUACGCGAGUUGACCAUUUGUUUUAAGUUAUUUUUUUAAUUCUUCCCCGAUGUAAAUUAACGGGAACAUAAUUGUGUUCAUAAUAGAAAGAGGUUUGGUCAA